Molecule: messenger RNA, 2073 nt
Organism: Ostrea edulis (European flat oyster)
Lineage: Eukaryota; Metazoa; Mollusca; Bivalvia; Ostreida; Ostreidae
Product: E3 ubiquitin-protein ligase RNF217-like
Exons: 3
Coding region: 1029-1967 (312 amino acids)
Biological process (GO): regulation of cellular response to oxidative stress; regulation of mitochondrion organization; autophagy of mitochondrion
Cellular component (GO): ubiquitin ligase complex; cytosol; cytoplasm
Molecular function (GO): ubiquitin conjugating enzyme binding; ubiquitin protein ligase activity; zinc ion binding
Source: RefSeq, a predicted model, not a curated record
CAGUAUACUUGAUUAUCUCCACUUUUACAGUAAAUGUACAACUGUGCAUGUCUUAGCUGAUAUGAUUUUAAUAAUACCAAUAAAUGUGCGUAUGUUGCUUUUCACAGAUAAUUAUUGAGAGAGAAAAAAAAUGAUAAAAGCACUUGGCACUUUGCAAAACUUGACUAUGUAAAAUAAUAUAGUCCUGACUUUGACUUCACUUGUAGCAACACUUAUUAGUGAUCUGGUCACCCAAUUACCUUUAACAAAGAGGUACAAUCAUCAAAGUGCGCAUCGAGCAACCUAUCUAAAGAUUCUUAUAUGUAACAAAAAACUCGUAUUUUGUUCACUGCCUUAAAAGGCAAUCAGAUCACGUUGAUUCAACAUUUUAAUUUCCAUAUAACUGUUCUGUGAUCAGUUUUGUAAUCAUGGCAGGCUAAUAGCAAUCAAGUUGAUGUUGCAGGGGGGGGGGGGGGGUCAACAAUCUCGUUUAAAGUCUGCAUUUCGCAAAUUAUAUGAUCGUUGCAAAAUCAUUUUAGUUCAAAAUAUACUGUAACAAUUACUUGAAAGGGGGAUUGGGAGUGGAAAUAAACAUUCGGUUUUGGUCAUCAAUCCAUACGAUAUAACUUUGAGCAUGCGUGAGAUUUGUCCAUUAACAUGGCCUUGAUUCACGCGUUUUAUCUUUCCUUCCAAUGAACCAGGCCACUCGUGUUAGUUGAUCUUUCGUUCUGUAAGUUUAAUGUAACUAUUUUAUUUUAUAGCAAAGAAUCGGAACAUUAUCCAAGGGUGAAAUAAAACUAUGCUUAUUGAAUGAAUAAAUGCAAGAAUGUAGGUGCAAUAAAAUUGUGUACACCAAUUAGGUUUAAGAAAUCCCAGGUCCUGCCCCUCCCCCUUUUCUGGAUUAUGUACACGUACCGUUGAACUUUCUUAUUUUCUGAAAAUAUUAUUUGUAUCAGUGAGGUAUAUUUAAAGCCAAGUAAUACAUUUAUUUUAGCAAUUUUUGGAAUUCUACUUUCAUUUUCGCUUUAUUCAUACUUUGGUACGUGAAGAUGCAGUAUCAGAGAUUAUCUGAAGACUAUCCAGCCCAUCUCUCACCGGCUUGUACGUCUAUUCUCGAUGUAAAGAAGAAGAUAGCCCCGCGCUAUGGCGUCUCACACUACUCUCUCAGUAUCGUUGAUUUUGAGGAGGGGAUUCUUUACGAAGAUGGGCGGCAAAUCUCAGGACUGUCUUCUCCACUACAAGUCAUGGUGGGAAACGAAAACCGACAGUUUCCGUCCUAUCUGAAAACUGAAGAACCGGACAUGCUAACGCUUGAUGAUUCCGAUGAUGAACCCCGUCUGAGGAUGUCGUGUGGACACGCAAUCUCUGCUGACAGUCUGUUUGGGUACACGAAGAGUGAACUUAUGACAAAUAUUGUAGACGAAAUACGAUGUCCGACAGAAGGCUGUAACUUCAAGUGGAGCAUGCAGGAAAUCGUUCGGAAGUCGGACAUGACGGACGACGAACGGAUUUUCUUCGAAUAUAGAAUUUCCAUGAACGCAGUGAACAAAGAUGAUGAUUCCACUUCCACCUGCCCAGAGUGCGGGAAUUACUGUCAAAGGCAAGCUGAGGACAAUAAGCAAGUCAACUGUGUAUUUUGCAGCAAAUCCACAGGCAAAGAUUUUAAUUUUUGCUGGGAAUGCAAAUCACUUUGGUUUCCAAACCACAGUUGCGCCAACGUGGAACUAGAGGCCUUUCAAAGAAUAUUGAAUGAAGCUCCUCUUAAGAUGCUGGAUUAUUCCCACAUUGAAGGAGUCCCCUCCAAACGAAUGUGUCCUAGCUGCCGUACCUUAAUCGAACACGAGAGCAUGUGUAAAGAAAUGACUUGCAUCAAGUGUAAAUUUAAAUUUUGUUUUUCCUGUUUGACUCCCUGUCUGAAUGGUUCUCUUCAGUGCAGCGGCUAUAACAGAAAAUGUUCAGUUGCUAAAGUACAGAACGUAUUUCAGUAGUAACUCAGAAACAUAGACAGUAGUUUUAUACAAAUAGCAUAUGUCAUUACAAUAUGUACCUUUAGGCUUCAAAAUAAAACUGCCUGCUGGUCAAUGAAUAUAAAAA